AUUACAUGGAAAUUAAGCUUAGUAUUACCCACUUUAAAACAGGUCAAGUAGGCCGGGUCAAGUAGAUGGUGAUCUGUUAAAUUGGGCUUGUAGCCUUGUACAGUUGGGCUUGGGGCCCGAGCAAGAAAGCCCUUUCCAUCGACUAUGCCCAGUUGAUUCUGUAUUGAACUCUAACCGCUUUUUCCCCUCUACAACUGGCCAUCACAAACGAGAAUCAGAACCUAGCUUUCGUCUCUCUCUUCACACCCUACCGACUCCCGCCGCCGGGAAAGCUUCGAUACCACAGGUAAUCAUCAUCUUCUUCCUCGUCGUCGUCGUCUUCAAUCGGAGAACGAAACAAAGUUCAAAUUCUGCGCACCUUGAAAUUUUGUAUCGAUUAGUAAUUUGCUUCAGUGAGAUUCAUGGACCAGAAGGAGAAGCAGCUUACUGUUUGAGGGUUUCCUUUCGUUAUUUGUUUGGACUAGGUGUACGGAAUCAAAAGAGCGAUUUGCUGCGGGAUGGCGACGGCGGAAGAGGAGCACAAGCCACUGGCUUACGUACCAGAGAUUGUUUUGAAGAAGAGGAAGCACAAGGAGGAAUCCAUUGCGCUCACGAGGAAGAAUCAGCUGGAGCUCGGGGCUCGUGCUGAGAAGAAGAGGAAAGUUCAUGAUAUCAAGCGGCCUGAGCACUUUGUCAAGGAGUACAGAGACAGAGAAUUGGAUCUCAUACGAAUGAAGCAGAGGACUAAGAGGCCAAAGACAACUCGAUCUGCUGUGGCCAAGUCGACGCUUUUGUUUGUGGUGCGGAUACAAGGAAAGAAUGACAUGCACCCCAAAGUUAGGAAGAUCCUUUACAGGCUCAAGCUGAGCAAUGUCUUUGAUGGUGCUUUCAUGAAGGCAAGUGAAGGAGUGUUAGAGAUGCUCAAAAGGGUGGAGCCGUAUAUUACAUAUGGGUAUCCAAGUGUUAAAACUGUCACUGAUCUGAUAUACAAGAAGGGUCAUGGAAAGAAGGAUAACCAGAGAGUCGCCCUGAUAGACAACAAUAUCAUUGAACAGGCAUUAGGCGAGUACGGUAUUCUAUGUUUGGAAGAUUUGGUGCACGAGAUCACAACCGUCGGACCACACUUCAAGGAGAUCAAUACCUUCUUGGGACCAUUUUCGCUCAACAAGCCGAAAGAUGGGCUGCAAGGCAAGAAAGCAUUGUUCAAGGAUGGCGGUGACUCUGGAAAUCGCGAGGAUAAGAUUAACGACUUGAUCAGUAAGAUGAAUUAGCCUCGACGAGUCUUUGCUUGUAUGUUUUAACCGCACUCUACCUAAAGUAUGCAGAGCUGAAAGCAAAAAUUCAAACUCAUCAGGCUUGUAUCACAGAAUUUUGUCUACUGCUUUUCUACACUUGCUUGGAUGCUCUCUUGUGUUCCGUCCGAGUUGUUUAAUGGAAAUAGUUAGAUUGUCAUGUUUGUUCUCAACUACCCAUAUUUUGCAUUUUUUUUCUUUCUCUCCAAGCAUUAGUUCACCCCAAUCCAUUCUACUCCCCUUUAUGGUUCGACUUAUAGUGUUUGACAACUCCAACUGGAGAUGAGCUCGGACCGUAGUAUCAGUAUCCUAGUUGUUCCUAACAAGCAAACUGACUCUAGAUCAAAGUCCAAAAAAGUUGCAGACGAUUG
This is a messenger RNA of Linum trigynum, 1642 nucleotides long. Lineage: Eukaryota; Viridiplantae; Streptophyta; Magnoliopsida; Malpighiales; Linaceae. The record is from the annotation of a GenBank genome assembly.